AUGGAGCGGAAAGGUGAGCGGUGGAGCGGCCUCCGCCACGAGGGGCAACGGCCGGCGGGGCGAGGCCCGGGCCAGCGCCGGGAGCUCGCUAACCGCCGCAGUCGGUCCCCGGGCGUGCGGCGCCCCUCCACGGAGGUGGCGCCGCCCCUCACCCCCCGCCUUUGGGCCGCCCGUCCGCGCCCCUCAGCCCGGGCGCCCCUCCGCGCCGGCACUCAUCGCCCCUUGUUCCCCGCCGGGCCGGCCCGCGCCUUGGGGCCGCUCCAGGGCCCGGCGCUCGGCGGGCGAGGCAGACCCCCGCCCGCCGGCCCCCUGACGCGGUCCGAGCCCCCUCCGGCGCACCCCGCCUGGGCGCUGCUCUGCGCCCCGGGGCCCGCCAGCCCCCCGGCCGGCCGCCGCGCCCUCGCCCCGCAGCCGCCCCUCCGGCAGGCCCCGCGCCCGGGCCUCGCGCCCCUGCUGGGUCUCCACCCGCACCUCGGUCGCCUGCUUUCCUCCGCAUUCGCCCUUCAUCCAUCCCUCUCUCCCGCAGUGCUUGCGCUCCAGGCCCGAAAGAAAAGGACCAAGGCCAAGAAGGACAAAGCCCAAAGGAAAUCUGAAACUCAGCACCGAGGUUCUGCACCCCACUCUGAGAGUGAUCUACCAGAGCAGGAAGAGGAGAUUCUGGGAUCUGAUGAUGAUGAGCAGGAAGAUCCCAAUGAUUAUUGUAAAGGAGGUUAUCAUCUUGUGAAAAUUGGAGAUCUGUUCAAUGGGAGAUAUCAUGUUAUCCGAAAGUUGGGCUGGGGACACUUUUCAACAGUGUGGUUAUCAUGGGACAUCCAGGGGAAGAAAUUUGUGGCAAUGAAAGUAGUUAAAAGUGCUGAACAUUAUACUGAAACAGCACUAGAUGAAAUCCGGUUGCUGAAAUCAGUUCGCAAUUCUGACCCUAAUGAUCCAAAUAGAGAAAUGGUUGUUCAACUACUAGAUGACUUUAAAAUAUCAGGAGUUAAUGGAACACAUAUCUGCAUGGUGUUUGAAGUUUUGGGGCAUCAUCUGCUCAAGUGGAUCAUCAAGUCCAAUUAUCAAGGGCUCCCGCUGCCUUGUGUCAAAAAAAUCAUUCAACAAGUGUUACAGGGUCUGGAUUAUUUACACACCAAGUGCCGUAUCAUCCACACCGACAUUAAACCAGAAAACAUCUUGUUGUCAGUGAACGAGCAGUACAUCCGAAGGCUGGCUGCAGAAGCCACAGAAUGGCAGCGAUCUGGAGCUCCUCCACCUUCCGGAUCUGCAGUCAGUACUGCACCCCAGCCCAAACCAGCUGACAAAAUGUCAAAGAAUAAGAAGAAGAAAUUGAAGAAGAAGCAGAAGCGCCAGGCAGAAUUACUAGAGAAGCGAAUGCAGGAAAUUGAGGAAAUGGAGAAAGAGUCGGGCCCUGGGCAAAAAAGACCAAACAAGCAAGAAGAAUCAGAGAGUCCUGUUGAAAGACCCUUGAAAGAGAACCCACCUAGUAACAUGACCCAAGAAAAACUUGAAGAGUCGAGUACAGUUGACCAGGAUCAGACACUUAUGGAACGUGGUGUAGAGGGUGGUGAAGCAGAAAUUAAUUGCAAUGGAGUAAUUGAAAUCGUUAAUUAUACUGAGAACAGUAAUAAAGAAACAUUGAGGCUUAAAGAGGAUCUACAUAAUGCUAAUGACUGUGAUGUCCAAAAUUUGAAGCAGGAACCUAGUUUCCUAAGCUCCCCAAAUGGAGACAGCAGCACAUCUCAAGAAACAGACUCUUGUACACCUGUAACGUCUGAGGUGUCAGAUAGCAUGAUGUGCCAGUCUCCAUCAAAUGUAGACCAGUCAUUCAGUGAACAGCACAUCAGCCAACUUCAAGAAAGCAUUCGGGCGGAGAUACCCUGUGAAGAUGAGCAAGAGCGAGAACAUAAUGGACCACUGGAUAACAAAGGAAAAUCCACUGCUGGACAUUUUCUUGUUAAUCCCCUUGAGCCAAAAAAUGCAGAAAAGCUCCAAGUGAAGAUUGCUGAUCUUGGAAAUGCCUGUUGGGUGCACAAACAUUUCACUGAAGAUAUUCAAACAAGGCAGUAUCGCUCCUUGGAAGUUCUGAUAGGAUCUGGCUAUAACACCCCUGCUGACAUUUGGAGCACGGCAUGCAUGGCCUUUGAACUGGCCACAGGCGACUAUUUGUUUGAACCUCAUUCAGGGGAAGAGUACACUCGAGAUGAAGAUCACAUUGCACUGAUCAUAGAACUCCUGGGGAAGGUGCCUCGCAAGCUCAUUGUGGCAGGAAAAUAUUCCAAGGAAUUUUUCACCAAAAAAGGUGACCUGAAACACAUCACGAAGCUGAAACCCUGGGGCCUCUUUGAGGUUCUGGUGGAGAAGUACGAGUGGUCUCAGGAAGAAGCAGCUGGCUUCACGGAUUUCUUACUGCCCAUGUUGGAGCUGAUUCCCGAGAAGAGAGCCACUGCCGCCGAUUGUCUCCGGCACCCUUGGCUCAACUCCUAAGCCCCAGCCCAGCACUGCAGCAGAGCUCACACGCUUACCCUCCUCCCCUCCCCUUCAAGCAUCUCCCUCUUCCCUUUUCAGGAUGAAGCUCUUCUUUCAGGGGUUUCUAGAUUUUUUUUUUUUUUUAAUCCAACAUGUUCAUUUGGGUUUGCUUACUUGACCCUGUGGAGAUCCCCCACAGCCACUGGGCAUCCUAGGUGAAUUUGGCCUUGAUUGGGCUCUGCCAAAGACUAAUGGACUAAAAUGUGAAACAGCCUCUCGCCUUGUACCCUUGUCUUUCUGCUAGGACAUCCUUUAAAUUAUAAGCAUCCUUUUUAAAAAGAGCUACGAAGAUGUAUGAGCUCAUCCUUUUAUUCACUGACUCUAAGAGUCAAAUUUUUUAGUGCAUAUUCUAUUGCCAGCAUAGGGAUGAGAAGGGGAAGGGUGUUACUUCUGUGUACAGCAGAGACAUUAUUAAACUUGCUGUGUCCAGGCUGCAUCAUCAUCCUGGAUUUUUUCUGUUGUCCCCUAUGUUCACAUUUUUUCCUACAACUUUUAAGCUACUAUCUUUUUUAGAUGAGUUGUAUAAAUACCAAAUUUGAGUACCAUUGUAUCACUGUUCAAAGCACUGUCAAAUUCCUUUCAUCCUUUAAUAACUCUAAGAUCCUUGAAUCUUCAGUCUGAUUUUUGCUGGAAACAAAAACGGAACCAUUGACUAGUAAUUUCUUCAGAAGCACAGAUGUUCUGCAAACAGUCCUUUCCUGUGUGUCUUCUGUUACCCUCACAGCAGAGUUAUUUUGAUUGGCUGUUUGUUUAGUUUCUUUGUUUUUAAUCCCCGGCUGGCACUUUACUCAUUGCAGUUGAGUUUAUUGCCCCGUUACUGAAGAACUCAGGAUGACCCUGGAAAGGAGAUCUGGGUUUCAGAGAUUUCCCAUCUAAGAAGAAAAUGUCCUAGAGUUCUUGAUUCUUUUCCAAACAGUCCCCUACUUUUAUUUACAGCUUUCUCUUUACCUUGUCCAAAAUUUAGCCUUGAAGCAGUUUCCCUCUGUGGCUUUGCCUUUCUCAUAUUCUCAGAGGCUUCAAGUUUUAAUGAAAUCCCAGGAUCCAAGAACCAAGGGGAGGGGUGGGAUGGCACUUUUUCUCAUUCUUGUUUAUUUUGAGGGGUCUUUUUUUUUUUUUUGGUUGGUUUAAGAUUAGCCUUUCUCUGCUGCUAUUUCUUUAUAUAAUGUAAGUUUUUAACUGCAAUUUUGAGAUGAUUGAGAUUUACUUGAGGCUUUUUUUUUUUUUUUUUAAUGAGAAACGGCUUUGUGAAUCUUAUUUUAGGAUGAGCCUCUCCUAGACUUGCGCUAGACAUUACAUAUUCCUUGGGUCAUACUGAAAAGCAAAAAAGGGGCAGAAUUGGGGUCACAGCCACUUGUUCAGCAUGGACCAAGUGGGCCUUGGGGAUUACCGCAUUCUCCGGAAGCAGCUACAGGACUCUGAUUAACAGAAAGCCAAGGAGAUGCAACUUGAGGCUCUACUAGCAAAGCUACAGAUAAGACCCAUGGGUAGCCAACUUUCUCUUCGAGGGACUGGAAUCUAGAUUCUGACAUUUGUCCACCAACAACGGCAAAGGAAAAAGUGGUGCAAGUAUGCCAUCCAUUUAACUCAUAAGCAUAUUACCCUGAGUAACUAUGGCCAGCCAUUCAUCGGAUCCUUGAUUGGGUAGUCCUGAAAUCAGACAUGUUCCUGUAGAAAGAAUUUUAAGUGAGGCUCUCUAUGCACCUAUCAAGAAUAAAGAGAAAAGAUUGUAUCAAACAACGGCAGGGAAAAUCCUUCAGCAAUUCUGAUCCACUUUGGGUUUUCAAUGAUAUGUACAUCUAAAGCAAUAGCAGACUAGAACUGAAUUCUUUUCUACACUAUAAAAUCACAAUUGUGGAAUUACAAGAGUUCUGGCGAUAGUAAUGUGAAAUAACCAAAACACACACACAUACAAAUAGAAGGCCCCACUUUAACAAUUGAUAUGACAAGAAAUUUUAAUGAGAGAACCUAUAACUUCAUUUUGGAAAUGUUUCCCCACCAAAUAAGGGCUUGUCCUCCUAUCAUUUAAGGAGCCAGAUGAAUUAGAAGCCGUAGAAGGAGGCAGCUGUAGAAUUUGAUCUUCCAAGUACCCCCGUACAUGUAUUGAAUUCAAUCAUAAUGCUGUCAAAUUGCUCUGAUCUCAUGAAAGGAUUUCUAUUUGCUGUCAGUUAAAAAUAAAACCCCAAAUACAUUUUUAUUCUUUCUA
Molecule: messenger RNA, 4726 nt
Organism: Equus quagga
Lineage: Eukaryota; Metazoa; Chordata; Mammalia; Perissodactyla; Equidae
Gene: SRPK1
Product: SRSF protein kinase 1
Biological process (GO): spliceosomal complex assembly; protein phosphorylation; regulation of mRNA processing
Molecular function (GO): protein kinase activity; ATP binding
Source: RefSeq, a predicted model, not a curated record